Rana temporaria (common frog) is the source of this 2798-nucleotide messenger RNA. RefSeq names its product reticulophagy regulator 1 (gene RETREG1). Lineage: Eukaryota; Metazoa; Chordata; Amphibia; Anura; Ranidae. Gene Ontology annotation, cellular component: endoplasmic reticulum membrane. The record is from RefSeq and is a predicted model, not a curated record. The coding region runs from base 231 to 1514 and encodes 427 amino acids. Gene Ontology annotation, biological process: reticulophagy; negative regulation of neuron apoptotic process. The transcript is spliced from 9 exons.
CCAUGCUACCCCUGUGAUGACAGGUUGUGGUUGGUGAUGCUGGCAGUGUCCGAGGUGCUGUACCCAGGCCAUGUGCCCGCUGUGACGUGUAGGGGGGCAGCCCCUGAUCCAGCCUCCUCCAUAUGACAAGUCGGGGAGGUGUCAGAGCCGAUCCCACCUGCGAUCUCCUUAUGGAGGACCGUGCAUGAGCACCGAGAGGGGAGGGAGAAGGAGCCCGGUGGACAUCGAUCAUGAGCGGCGGGCAGCAUGGGGGAGAGGGGCGGCAGCCUGAUGUCAUGCAGCGUCUCUCAGACACCAUAACCUGGAGGAGGCCUCUCCAUAGCCUGGCCGUCUUCAUCGGCUGUAACGCGCUCUUCUGGUUUCUAGCACUGAGCCCCUGGAGAAUUUAUCAUUUACUCUCACUGAUUUUAUUUGGACUUCUUCUGGUUCAGAUUAUUAAACAUUUUCUGCUGUCUAGAAACACAGGUGCACAACUAUGGAGAGGUAUAGUCAAAAGGUGGGAGGCAGUCAACUCUAGUUCAGAAUGCAAACCUCAGCUUGGUCAAUGCAUGGAAGAAUCCUGGUCCAGUUACAGCACUUUCUUUCAAGAAUUAUCCCUCUUUAAACAACAAAAUCCAGGCAAAUUUUGCCUUUUGGCAUGCAGUGUUUGUUCAUUUCUCGUUAUAUUGGGAAGCUACAUUCCAGGAGUUGUCCUCUCCUAUGUCAUUUUAUUGAGUGCCUUCUUGUGCCCAUUGUUAAAAUGCAAUGAAAUCGGACAGAAAGCAUACAGCAAGCUGAAGCCAGUUCUGCAGAAGCUGGAUUUUGGGCUGCAGUCCUAUAUCAGCCAGUGGAUGAAAGCCAGAUCUAAGAAACUUGAAAAGUUUCCAGAAGAAAGCAGUGAAGUAGCUUUGUCUUCAUUAUAUCCUCAGAUCACUCCAGGAACGUUAGUCAGGGAACUCUCAAUUUCUGACACAGAACCAUCAGAGUUGUCUUGGACAGAAAAUGGAACCUUUAACCUGUCAGAAGGCUACACUCCACAGACUGAUACAUCCGAUGAUCUGGAUCGGCCAAGUGACCAGGAGGAAGGUUUCACCAGUGGCAUGGCUGAAUUCCCUUCUCUUGAGAAUGGCUCCCUAUCCAAUGAUGAGGACUCUAGCAUAGGUCUACCUGCCAUUCCAAAGAGCAGACACAAAGAUAGUCAAAAAGCACAAGCUGAAAAAAGCUCAGUAACACCGCUGUCAUUGCUUUUGGGCAGUGAGCAGCCAUAUCAUUUAGUAAGCGGUGUGGCUAGUGAGGUCAUCACAGCGGCUGUUUCAGCAGCCAUCACUGACCAGUUACAGUCAGUCUUUCUCUCCUCACAAACUCCUGCUCCCAUUUGCAUUGAGGAUACUGACACUGAGGAAGCUGAUGACUUUGAACUUUUGGACCAGUCAGAACUGGAGGACAUAGAAGAGGAAGUGGGGCACUCAUCAAGCCAGGAAUCUGAGAGCAAAAAGCCUUCAGGAUUCCUCUCCAGCCUACUGGGUGGGCAUUAACCUACCAACGUUUCCACUCCUUUAACUACAGAUUGUGAAGACGGGGAGGUCUCAUAGGAACACAUAAAUACAAGCAUUAAUCAUGCAGCAAGAAUAAGUAGGGAAAAUGUGUAAAUCGUAAGCUUUAAGUAUUGUUCCCUUUAGUCACUUUAGGCCUGUGUAAACUAUUGCAGAUGUCUUCAGCUGUCUCACUAAUGGUUUUCCCCGCUGUCCCCUGAAGGUGUUGCAUGGAGCUGAAUUGCGUUAUUUAUGUAAUGUAGGUAAGAGACAGUGUUCUUAUAUUUUGAAGGAAUAAAACUUAACUUAAAAAAGUUUCACUGGUUGCAUACCAGAGUUUACAACACAGGUCUCUUAGACUGCAAGAAUGUUUGUGAAUGCUGAAAUAGUUCUAGCCAUGGGCAGUAGAGAUAAGUAGGGAGAGGUGGACAGUGCUCUCCUGUACAAGGCUGCUCCAUUUUACAAUGCAGAAUUCUUGUUUCUAGUGUCACUUGUCACCUAUACCAAACUUCUACUCUCUGAAUAGCCAUACAACCGUGCAAUUUGAUUAGAUCUGCCAAAUGGACUUGCAAUUUUUCUUUGCACGUUAAUCGUUUAGACGGGCCAAGAGAUGUUUGGAAGUAAGUUCAGGAAAAGUGCCAUUAUCCAUUUGGUUGACAUAUGUGUAAGAAAAAUAUACAUAAGUAAAAAUAAGUGAACAUCUUAUACAAGGUAAUCCAACUAUAGUGCUAAUGAGUUUUCAGGCCUUACCCACUAUGAGUUAUAAACAUGGCUGUUGCACACUAUACACUGAAACGGCAUUUAUAAACUAAAUUCCCAAGCUGGCUGGAUUCAGUUGGUAAUGUCUAGCUUUAUUUAACCAUAUCAGGUAUGUGAUCUACAUAUAAGGGCAAUGUUUUACCUACCAAUGGAUUUGUAUCUCUGUCCAAUCCACUCCUGAGUAUUUCACAGCCCCUUACACAGCACAGCUAGGUGAAUUAGGUCAUUUACAAUUAAGGAAUGCAGUGGUGUCCUCCCUUUUUUUUCCAAGCCUGCUGACUGGACAGUGAAAGUGCAGCAGCAGACUUAUAAGGCCAUCCUUCUGUACACUCUGCUCUCUAUUCCUAUUAGCAUGUUCCUUGCCUGUACAUUUGCAUGCAGCACACAUGAUUGGCUGCCAGUUCUGCCCCAUCCACUCCCAGUCUGAGUGCUUCUAUAUAGGGGAUCACCAGAGGCUAAUACCAAGCCAAAUUAGGGUACAUAGGUUACAUUUGAAAAACGACAUUAAAUGAUGUAUUGUUGAAUGCA